This is a messenger RNA of Didymosphaeria variabile, 525 nucleotides long. RefSeq names its product ATP synthase d subunit (gene ATP7). The record is from RefSeq and is a predicted model, not a curated record. The coding region runs from base 1 to 525 and encodes 174 amino acids. Gene Ontology annotation, biological process: proton motive force-driven ATP synthesis. The transcript is spliced from 4 exons. Lineage: Eukaryota; Fungi; Ascomycota; Dothideomycetes; Pleosporales; Didymosphaeriaceae. Gene Ontology annotation, molecular function: proton transmembrane transporter activity.
AUGGCUGUUGGACGCAGCGCCGCCCUCAAAAUUGACUGGACCAAGAUCGGCACCCAGCUUGGUCUCAAGGGUCAAACCGCCGCCGCCCUUCAGUCCUUCAAGAAGCGCAACGACGAUGCGCGCCGUAAAGUGACAGUGCUCUCCGAGCAGCCGCAGACCGUUGACUUCUCCUACUACCGCUCCGUGCUCAAGAACACGGCCAUCGUCGACGAGAUCGAGAAGCAUUUCAAUGCUUUCAAGCCCCAGACGUACGAUGUCGGAAGGCAGGUCAAGGCUAUCGAGGCAUUUGAGGCGCAGGCCGUGAAGAGCGCUGAGGAGACCAAGAGCGUGGUUGACAGGGAAUUGAGCGACCUGCAGAAGACGCUGAAGAACAUUGAGGAGGCGAGGGCGUUCGAUGAGCUGACUGUGGACGAGGUUGCUGCCGCACAGCCCGACAUUGACAAGCGCACCGAGCAGCUCGUUUCCAAGGGUCGCUGGGCCGUACCGGGUUACAAGGAGAAGUUCGGAGACCUUUCGGUGCUCUAG